GAAACGGACCCAGGGUCUAGAAGCUCAAAAACUGGGGCAGCUUAAAAUCCAUCUUUGCCACCCCCACCCCAGGAAUUGCACCCGUUUUCCUUGUCCACCAGCUUGGUCUCGCGCAGGCCAGGCCAGCAAGGGGCUGAUCUUUCUGGAGAGUUCUGGCCUCUGGACCACUAACCAGGUCCUUGUGAGAUGCAGCUUUUCCUCCUGCCUUAUUUCUUACCCCCCCUUUUACUGAAACUCAGCAGCCAAAAGGUGACGUGAUCCGCCCCAUCCUGCUUCCCUUGCCGGACCGGGCCAGUGGUGUCAUGGACAAUUUCCUGCGUGAACAGACAAGCCGCUCGACUCCUCCGGCGCAGAGAUUGCUGGAAAGGAGGAAACGGAGUUGCACGAUUGUGCAAGCCUCAUGUUUCGUCAGGGGGGAAGGGCCAAAGGGGGGAGAGAGGGCAGAGGGAGUUUCCCGCAAGUGUGCUGUGCUACUCAGCAGGUGACUCAAACACGGCAGGGACGGCGGGGGAAGCGGGCUUGGCGGAGGGCAGCUGAGGUGAGCUGGCUCGCUGGACAGAAGAGAGGAAGGAGCCUUGAGCUGAUCUCGGCGGGGAGGAGACACUGGUGGAAUGGAGGUAGCAGAGAAACUCCUGGGCCUGGCCCGCGUUAUCUACGCCCAGUGUGAGCAAGUGAAGUGCUGCAAGCACCAGAGCCGCCGCCUGGCGACCCGCAUUCAGCUCCGGCUGCGGCCCGUGGAGGCCCUCCGGGCGCGGCCGCCCGCCCACGUCUCCCCCCAGCUCCUGAAGACGCUGCAGCAGCUGCUGGAGACCCUGGAGACGGCCCGGGGGCUGGUGCCGAAGUACAGCCAGACCCACUGGCUGGAGAAGUUCCUGAAGGCCGGCGACGUCGCCGAGGGGUUUGGGCGGGUGAACGAGCGGCUGGGGGACGCUGCCGAAGGGCUCUCGCUCCUGCUGCAGGCCGAGCAGAAACAGGCCUUCCUCGGGGCCUUCCGGAGGGACGCCCGCGGCACGGAGGACCACCACGACGGCCAGGCCGACACGGCCCUCUGGGAGGAGCUGCUCGCAAGGAGCAGAGAGACCAAAGAUGCAGUGGACAAUGUCCACAGUGACCUCAAGCACGUGGGCACCAAGGUGGAGGAUGUGGGAAGCAAGGUGGAAGAAGUUCGCCAAAUGAUGAAAGAGCUGCAGGACGCAGUCAUGAAGAAGGACAAUGCCGUCCCGAGGGAGGAAGUCACUGAGAUUAGGAUGGAGGAUCUCACCAAGACCCCGUGGACCUUCCUGAUGGAAUCCAAAAGCCACACACUCUACAAAGGCGAAUUCUACAAGUACCCUGUGGCCAUCAAAGUCUUCAAAAACCCAGUGAUCACCUGCACGGAGAAAGUGAGGGAGAUUUUCCGGAAGGAGAUUGAAACCAUGAAGAAGUUUGAGUCUCCGAACAUCCUCCGCAUGUACGGGAUCUGCAUCGACGAGAGCGGCUCGAGCCCUCGUUUCUCCAUUGUCAUGGAGUACUGUGAAAAGGGGACCCUGCGGGACGUGCUGACCAAGAAGCCUGGGCUCCCCUGGGAGACUCGCGUUCGGAUGGCAGUGGACGCAGCGAGGGGCCUCUACAGGCUGCACCAGACGGCGGCGAAGUCCAAACUGCAUGGCUGCAUCAACAGUAGCAAGUUCCUGGUUGCUAAAGGUUACUGCGUGAAGCUCUCCGGGUUUGAACUGAGUAAGACGGAGUCGUCCCUGAAGAGGGGCUACAAGAAGAAACAGACCCAGGUCCCUGCUUCAGCUUACAUCUGUCCCCUGGGCCUCGCCUCCCUGAGCCACAUGUACGAUGUGCCCAGUGAAAUAUACAGCUUUGGGAUCGUCCUGUGGGAGAUCGCGACCGGCAAAAUCCCAUUUGAAGGUGGGCAAAGGGGGUUUCUUUUCAGUCCUAUCUCAAGCAUCUGGCUGAGCACCCUGUGGGCCAGUCCAGAUGUGCUCUGCAGAUGCUGGGUGAUAUUUGGGAUCAAAUGUACCUCGUGGCAAACGCUCCCAAUAGAGAUCUACUGCUCAGAGCAUCAGAUCCAGAGGGACUAUGGAAGGACUGAAAGAUGGUCCAACAGGUCUCUAUCCGCAUGGACCAGACGGCGGAGUUGCUUUAACGCUGGACUCUUGCCUGGAAUUUAGGAUCCAGCUCAGCAAAGCACCUAGACACACACUGAAUUGUAAGCACGUCUAAUCCCAUCCCUAGGCAUGUGCUUCAUGCCCCUGAAGUGACGGAUGUGCCUUCUGCAGGCAGGGGUGUUGCGGAGGAGUUCCUUAAGGAUGCCCCAUGUUACAAAAUGCAGGACAAUGUAGCACUUUAAAGACUAACAAGAUGGUUUAUUAGAUGAUGAGCUUUCGUGGGCCAGACUCACUUCCUCAAGGAUGCCCCAUGUUACAAGGCUUGCAAUCCCAGCUCUUCCCCACUGUAGGCUUUCCAGGCCAAUUGGG
Molecule: messenger RNA, 2465 nt
Organism: Pelodiscus sinensis (Chinese soft-shelled turtle)
Lineage: Eukaryota; Metazoa; Chordata; Testudines; Trionychidae
Source: RefSeq, a predicted model, not a curated record